AUGUACGAAAACUCUGCAAAUAAAUUUGUUAACAGUAACUCGAAACAAGAGAAUGGGUCGAACCAGAGUAAGAAGCUGAUAAUACGCUUGUCACGUAAAAACAAAUUAAUGGAUCAAGCGACGAGGAGGCAUUAUGCCAACAAUCCUAAUGUUGAGUUCUAUUAUGAAGAAGAUAGAAUAAUGGAUGAUCCAGAGUACUGGAUAACAAUUGCAGAACGGGCAAACAUUCCGAUCCGUUUUGGGAACCCUCAAUCUGAUAAUAAUUUACAGAUUUCUGGAACUGAAAGUACACAUUUUUCGAAUGACAAAAAUUCACUGUUAAAAUCACUGCAAGAAAGAUUCAAGGCGUACAAACAAAUGUCUAAGGAUGAUGAAGAUGCUUAUUAUGCCAACAUCGAGCGUGAGUAUAAACUGCAAAAGGAACGUGUAAAACAAGCCGAAUUUAAUGAAAAGACCAGGCAACAACGCAUCUCUAAACUCUUUAGACAGCUAGGAUACAGCGUCUCGAUUGAUAAAGAGGCUGGAAACCUAUCUUCAUCAAGUAGUUGUGUCAAAAGUUUACCCGCAAGUGAGGGUGAAGAGUCAAAUUUGGCCAUCUCUCAAGUAGAAACUCGCAUCUCAGACAACGAACCAGCAGACGAUACUGAUGAUAGCAUAAUAAUACUUUCUGAUCCAGAAUAUAACGAGCAUGCUGGCGAAGUGACUCACAAUGGUAUUCUUAAUGACUUCAUUGGUGAGGCCGAUGUUGGGAAUGACACGAGUGAAGAUGAAGGUGAAGAUGAAGGUGAAGAUGAAGGUGAAGAUGAAGAUGAGGAUAAUAGCGAUAUUUACUCCUUUGAACCCAUGAGCGAAUAUGACACUAAACUUGUGAAUGAAAAUGAUAACACUUUUCGUUACGCAGCUAACGGAACUGAGCUAAAGAGUGAUUAUAGGACAGCCUACAAUUUUCCAAGUAAUAGAGGCUUUGGAAUUCAGGACAUAAGGCACCAAGAUCAAGAAGUGAGCGAGCUGUCUGGAGAAGACGAAGAGGAGGAAAACAUCAAAGUUCGAGAAGAAUCAGCCGAAUUAGAUGAAUUAGAAGAGAUGGAAGAAUAUAUUGAAGAAGAAGAAGAAGAAGAAGAAGAAGAAGAAGAAGCUGAAAAUGCUGUUGACGUAAAGGGGGACUUUGAUUCAAAAGUCGCAAAACAAUCUUCUUCGGUCUUCAAUCUUCCAGAAGAAGAGAUCCCAAACUAUAGCUAUGAUCGUAAGCUCGAGAAAGUUGCCGUUAAUGACAGUAGGGGAACUCUUUUCAACCGAGAAUUUUCUAAUCCAAGAGAUAAUGCAACUGAAUCCAUAUAUCACGAGUUCUACAUGCAGGAAAAAAAUACGGCACCUAGUAAUGAUAAUUAUGUUACUUUGGAUUCUGACUCGGAGAAUUUUAGUAGCGAUAAAAGUGAUAAUAACGAAAAGGCUGAUAUUGAGGCUGAUACAGAGGAUCACCUUGAGAUUUAUAAAGAUGAUGAAAAAUCAACUGGAGGCGAAAUCAAGGAUGGUGGUUCUAAUGACGUAAGUUUAGAGGAGCAGCACCAGAUUGAUAUGAGUGAUGCGGCAUAUGCUUAUGAACUAGCAAGACUCUCUCAGCAGUAUCAAAACGAUAUUGACAUGAUAGUGAAUGAGACGCUAGAAGGAGCUCAGAAGACCGACGAAAAGACUCAAUCAAACCAAAAUUCUAAUUCACAUGAAAGUGACACAAGGUUGCUGGAUAUACCACAAGAUACAAAUUUUUUUACUGUGCAUUCAGACUCGGAAGAAACCCGCAAAGACUUGCUGAUGGAUAAGUCAAAAGCUGAAAACUUAGUUACUGAUGAUUCUGUUAUUGAUCAGAAUUUAUUUUUUUCUGCUAUUGAAAAUUCUGAAUUACAUGAAUCAACUCCCGUUGUUGCUGACGAAGAGAUGAAAUCUGUGAGCUCUCCAGUAAAGUACAAACCAGAUAACAUUUUAGUUACACCAUCAACCCCUCCGACACGUGUAAUUGAUUUUAAGCCAAUCACACCACCCUUGCCACCAACACCAGAUCCUCCUCAGCUAUAUAUGGGGCUUGCUGAAUUGUUGAAUGCAUCUUUAGACAUUCAUUCCAAGCAAAGUGCAGGUGAAAUCAUUGAGGAAAGAUUAGUAGAUACCGCUCAAAAAUUAGUUGAAGAAGUUUCUACCGCUUUUGGGAAGAUAGAAAGCUCCGAAUUAGACCAUUUUCUAUCUGCUCCAAUCAAUAAGCCAACUUUUAUUGAAGAAAGUGGAAGUAAUGACCGGAAACAUCCAUUUUCGGAUAUUGAAGAAUUAUCCAAUGAUGCAUGCCAUAAUGGGUCAUCGGGUAUAUUUAGAGAACGCCAACAAGAAGACAUUUCACAAAAAGAAGAAAAAGACGAAAAAAGAAAUAAGAUAAACUCAGGGGAGUCACGCGCAGAAAGAGUGCGUCAAAAUUCAAAAGAAGUCGAUGGUUCCGAGAGUGAUGAAAUCAGCAAAGAGGACAAUACAACCGAGCACAUGGUUGUCAAAGAUGAACCAACUGUUUUGCGGAAUUUGAAAGAGGCCUCUCCUUUUCACGAUUUAUUGCAAAACAAUGAGAGUUUCAACGCACUGUCUGAAUCUUCUGCCUUUGGAAUAUUAAGUACCAAAAAUGAAGAGGAGCGUGAGAACAGUACCAAAACGUUUAGAGAAGAAGACUACAUUAAUUCUCUUUUGAACGAAACUCUCGCCGACUCUAGAGAUCUGAGCUCGGCUCCUUUGUCUGGUGGAGUGUAUGGUGAGACAAUAAUGGAGUCCACCGAUGAAUUAUCUGAUGCAGAUCAAUCUUUCUAUCUUACCGACGGAAUAAAGGAUGAAGAUAAAAAAUCAGUAUAUAUACCUGAUAAGACGAAAUACAGGGCCAAAGACGAGUCUGGAAAUGAAAGAUACCCUGCUACUAACACUGAACAAUCACCAAAAAGUUUACCCCAAUCGAUUGAUACUUCCUGUGACACAGGCACUUUUUCCUUGAAAAGACAUUACGAGGAAAUGGUUAAAGAGGAAUUUCCUAGCCCCAAUUCGUUUGUUAAACGCGUUAAAGGUGUGAUAUCUAAGAUUUCUUCUUUUUCUUGGUACGACAAAGGUCCAGAUCCAGUAAUAGAGUCCCUUAACAUGAAAGACAAUGAAUCCCUCCUUACAAAUAUAGGCGUUCAGGAACAAAACAUUGAAGCUGAAGUAGACUUGAAUGAUUCAGCUGUAUCUCAAUCGACCAAAGACAAUUCCAUUGUGAACGUUCCAAAAGAUCCAGCUGAUAGUCAUCAUGAAUCGUCACUUGAAGAGAUAGAGGAUAGCGAUGCCAGGGUUGAUACUAUUAUUGAUGCUGCGGAAGGUUUAUCGGAGAAAACUAAAGCUAGCGAUAAUGAGGUUGAGAUGGAAAUCAAUGAUUUCCCAAAAGAAGUUGAUGAAAUUGAGGUUUCUAUUAAUCAUCUUGAAAAUGAAGAAUAUAAUAUUUUUCAUACCGAUGACGCUUCAAUUGAGACACCAGAAGCGGCCGUGAGUGAUCUCAAAAGUUCUAACGAAAAUAUUUCCCCGCUUGAGAUAGACCUUAGAAAAAGAGACGAGACUGAAAAUAUCAGGAUUGACAUGAGCGCUAACAACGAAAAGGCCUGCGAGCCUGUCGAUGAGGAACUCCAAUUAAUUGCAGAACCUAUGACCGAAAAUAAUGAGCAUAGUAAAGAUGAACCAGAUAUCAUGGUAUCCAAGCAAAUGGAGAAUAACGAAAAUCACAAUGAAACUAUUGUGAAUGAAAACAAAGCAUAUAGUAAUAAAAUUGAGAGGCAAGAGGAUAAAAAAUCUUGGCCAUUCAACUUGGCUAAUGCGUUAGUUGAGUUUUCUAAUAGCGCUCUGUCCGAAGCAUGCUUUGAAGAAAGUGAUGAUGUGGGUAUUGAUGUAGAAGCUACGGAUCUUGAGGAAGAAAAAGAAGAAAAUAAAGGAGAGGAAGGAGUAAAUGGGACAUUACCAAUUGCUGAAACCAGCUCCGCACAAGCCGAGAGCAGUCAGCCCAGCGAUGAUGAACUUUCUGAUGAUAAUACUGUCAAUGAAGAACAUGAGGUGAGUGGGUUGAAGAAAGAUGUUUCCUUCGAACGCACUGCUCCAUCUAUUGCCGGAAGUGAAACAGAGGGAGAUGCAGGAGUCAAAGAUUCCUCCGUGUCUCAGCAUGCAUUCGACGAAGAAUCCGUCGUGAAAUCGAGCAUUAAGGGAAAAGAUGACUUUUUUUCAGAAGGGGAAACCACAGAUGUUAUUGUUGUGAAUGAAUCACCCGCUAACGUGCCUUUUAAAAAUGAGGUAGAAGCCAAAACAGCUUUUCCGUCUAAGGUUGUCAAACUUUUUACUGGGUUGUUUAGCGAGAGCAAACUUUCUAAGAAGCAAACCCCUACUGCAGAGGUCGACCCUACUUCGGCUGGUAUAUCUCACUCAGAGUCAGAGCCGGAAACUGGAGUGUUGCCAAACGAUGAGUCGUCUGCGUCCACUUCUGAUGCUGACACUAGCACAAUCCAUAUAGAGGUCAAGGGUGAGAAAGAUGCAUCCGAAUCCAGAUCCGGGUCUGCAUGCGAAUCUGAGUCUGAAGCAAACACAGAAGCCACUUCAGAUGCUGAAGUUUCUGUCAUGCUUGUUCAUGAGAAUACAAAUACGGAGUCGUCUUCCACCGACAGCGAAAGCUCUACUGAAAUUAUCACAGUUCGAGAGGGCCUGAGUGACGAGAUUCAUGUAGGUGAGGAAACUGGUGACGAAGGUUCAACAGAUAUGAAUGUCAAGCCCGAAGCUACUGAAAUAAUGAGAGUUAUUGAGUUACCGUCCAAAGAAAGCGAGCCUAUUCUCAAGGUGGAAGAUACCACUAAUAUUACCGUAAGGGGUAAGAAUGGGGAAGAUGAUCUUUUGAGUACUCAAAAAGAUUUUGAUAACGAGCCCCAAAAGCGAGGUCGUAGUGAAAUUGUCAAAAUGGGUAAUGAAGACAUUAGAGAUGAUGACGAGCAACCAAGCAAACGUUUACAUGUUGAAAAUUCCAGGCUCUUUGUGCCACCAGUUGCUGUGCGAACCAGAUCCCGAUCUCCUUCUCGUAAAAGUUCAGAAAGUUCACAGAGGACCUUAUCAAUUGAAGAGGGGACGAAGACAUCGAUAAACGUAAUUGCCAACCGUGUUCUGUCAUACGGUUCUGACGAUGAUCCAGUUGAGCUCAAAGAAGACCAGCUGCCAAGGAUGUAUCCCAAUUUGAUUGAAGAGGCUGAUCAUUUUAUAGAGCACGAUGCAGAAAAGAAACCGGCAGGCGUGGGUGCAUUCGAAACCAAUAGCGAUGACGAAGAAAACGAAUCCAAUGCACAAAACGAGAGAGAGAAGACCUUGAAGAGCCCACAGAUUGUUGUUACGAAAAGGAAAUCCUCUUCACAGGAUGCCUCCUCGGAAAGACGGUCUGAUAGAAUCCUUCGAAACGAUGAUGUCAAGAUAAUCGAUGAAAAACCUUCGGAAGAGACUGAGGCUAGGCUUACUAGAAGGACCAGAUCUUCUAAGAAGCCAAGCACAGAUAAGGACGAAACUAAGCCAACAGAUGAAGGAGAAAAAGACGAGAAGGAGGACGAUGAUUUGGACGCAACUUUCGAGGAGAGAUUGAAAACGUCUUUGAACAAGCGACCAAAUAGCAAGAGUGAGGUGACAGACGAAGCUCCAAGUAGAGGGCGUGGUAGAGGACGAGGCCGGGGCAGAGGAAGAGGACGAGGCCGGGGCAGAGGAAGGGCACGAGGCCGGGGCAAGGGGCGGACCAAGAAACUGUAA
Pichia membranifaciens NRRL Y-2026 is the source of this 5808-nucleotide messenger RNA. RefSeq lists its product as hypothetical. Bases 1 to 5808 code for a protein of 1935 amino acids. Lineage: Eukaryota; Fungi; Ascomycota; Pichiomycetes; Pichiales; Pichiaceae. The transcript is spliced from 2 exons. The record is from RefSeq and is a predicted model, not a curated record.